Molecule: messenger RNA, 372 nt
Organism: Enterobius vermicularis (human pinworm)
Lineage: Eukaryota; Metazoa; Nematoda; Chromadorea; Rhabditida; Oxyuridae
Source: the annotation of a GenBank genome assembly
AUGGGAUUUUGGAAUUGGGCAAAACGUUGCAUCACUUCCCCUGAGUUCUGGUCAAACUUUGGCAGGACGCGCUUUCCAUUUCCGCAACUCCCGGGUUCAAAAGUGUAUACAGGAAAAUCAUGCAGUGAACCGCUGAAGGGACAACAGAGGUUGGGGAACUCGCUUCUUCAAGGACCAGGGUUAAGGAAUUGCGAAGGGAAUCGCCGUUUGAGGCCGGCCACGCAAAGCUUGAUUGCGAAGGGUCGCUCAAGCAUGUCGUGUUCUUUUCCUCAUGUAGGGCCUAAUACACUGGCUUUAGCUGGCUCGUUUUGGAUAGGUCGGUUUAACUCCGGUUUCAUGCCGUUACGUACGAUCAUAGAUGUUAGCACAUAA